Messenger RNA from Megalobrama amblycephala (Wuchang bream), 2197 nucleotides. RefSeq names its product protein O-glucosyltransferase 2 (gene poglut2). Gene Ontology annotation, cellular component: endomembrane system. NCBI's taxonomy places the organism in Eukaryota, Metazoa, Chordata, Actinopteri, Cypriniformes, Xenocyprididae. The transcript has 11 exons. Bases 231 to 1772 code for a protein of 513 amino acids. The record is from RefSeq and is a predicted model, not a curated record. Gene Ontology annotation, molecular function: protein binding; glucosyltransferase activity.
AACGACCAAUCACAUGAGCGCAUUUGGGUCUGUUGCAGAGAUUUUCUCACGAGGGUGUCUGUAGGUUCGUUUGCUCAUCGUACCGCUGGUAUUCUGGUGAAUGCGAGUGUGGUGAAAUGUAUCAUUAUUGUUUUUAAGCAAUGUUUUAUUAUGAGCAAAUAAGAGGACUGUCAUUCUGAUGAGGUGAUGAUAAAUGAAAGCGUCCACUGCUGAAAGUGCUCUCACGCUCCAUGAACAUGUUGAGAAAACUUUUACUGCUCUUGAUGCCUUGCAUCGUUUUCAUGACGCGGAGAUCAAAGGCAGCGGCGGCGCCCAGCGCGAGCAAAACUUUGAUUUGGGGUCCUGGACUGGAGACGAACAUUGUCCUUCCUGCUCGGUUCUUCUUCAUACAGACAGUGGACACCACCGGAAGAAAUUUUACGACUUCUCCUGGAGAGAAAACAUUCGAAGUGCAGAUUACAUCUCCAACGGAUCCGUAUUCCAGAAUCUGGGUCCAGAUUUUAGACCGGAGCGACGGAUCGUUUUUGGUUCGGUACCGCAUGUACGCCAGUUACACCGAUCUGCACAUUCAGAUUCUGUUGAAAGACAAGCUGGUGGGGAAAUCACCAUAUGUGCUCAGAGGUGCAGUGUAUCACGAAUCAUGUGACUGCCCAGAGCCCAGUGGUGCAUUAUGGGAGAAGAACAUGCACUGUCCAGCCUCCUUCUCUCAGAUAGAGAGUGAUUUAUCUGUCUUUCCCAGUGUGGAUCCAGAUCGUAAUGCUCAUGAGAUCCUCCAGCGCUUUGGGAAGAGACAUAGCCUGUGCCACUAUACCAUCAAAAACAACCAGGUUUAUAUAAAAACACAUGGAGAACAUGUCGGAUUCAGGAUCUUCAUGGAUGCUUUCCUUCUGUCCCUCACACGUAAAGUCAAGCUUCCAGACAUUGAGUUUUUUGUGAAUUUGGGGGACUGGCCCCUGGAGAAGAGACGGGCCUCUGAGAAGCCUAGCCCAAUAUUUUCAUGGUGUGGCUCCAAUGACACACAAGACAUCGUCAUGCCAACCUAUGACCUCACAGAGUCUGUAUUGGAGACUAUGGGCAGAGUGAGUCUGGACAUGAUGUCUGUCCAGGGACACACAGGUCCAGCGUGGGAGCAGAAGAUGAGCAAAGCAUUCUGGAGAGGGCGAGACAGCAGGAAAGAGCGUCUUGAGCUGGUUAAACUGGCGCGGGCGAACCCUGCCGUGCUCGAUGCCGCCUUAACAAACUUCUUCUUUUUCAAACAUGAUGAGAGCCUUUAUGGGCCCCUCGUCAAACAUGUGUCCUUUUUUGACUUCUUUAAGUAUAAGUACCAGAUAAAUGUGGACGGGACGGUCGCAGCAUACAGAUUACCUUAUCUGCUUGCCGGAGACAGUGUGGUGUUGAAACACGACUCCAUCUAUUACGAGCACUUUUACAAGCAACUCCAGCCGUGGGUGCACUACAUCCCCUUUAAAGCUGACCUCAGUGACCUGCUGGAGAAGAUCCAGUGGGCUAGAGACCAUGAUGAGGAGGUGAAGAAAAUUGCUCUGGCAGGUCAGCAGUUUGCACGAACCCAUCUAAUGGGCGACAGCAUAUUCUGUUACUACUUCAAACUCUUCCAGUACAUUACAGUGCGUGCUUCACCAGAGAUGAGCCAGGGAGGGAGUGAAAAAGACAAAGGUCAGAUAGCGCACGUCUUGCCAUCUGCACGCCACACACAUUCAGUGGUCGUUUUACUGUAUGUGUUGAUAAGACUAUGCUGGUCCCAAGUUUCCUGAGAGCUCACAGUAGUCACUGAGCACAAGUACCCCUGAGGUCAUGAACCCCAGCACUUUAUGGUUUUCCAUAACCAUCGGCUCCAAACAUUAAUCUUUAAACGCACAUUCUGGCCUCAAAGCACUCAAAGCAAUAAACCUGUGUGCGUUUGAGGUGUGGAAGUGUCAGAGGUCAAGACCACAGCGACUACUUGAAUUUUAUGUGAUUUGUACUGCAGAUAAAGAUGUUUGUUUAGUGUGAUGAUGUUGCAGUUAAUUAAAAUUUAUAAGUAAAAAUAAAAGAGGGUGUGUGAUUGGGUGGCAUAAUCACAUUGUGUAGCUGAACUUGCAUAUUGAGAUAUAAAUGUAAAUCUUUUCUGCUCUGUUUUGCCAGUAAAAUUUUGUACACUAAAUGACAUUUUUGCAUUCAUCCAGCUCUGUGUUUUUGU